AAUCGCCAUUACAACUCGGCUACAUAAAAACCAUAAGCUUUUUUUUGAGACCACCAGGAGCAUGGCCAUCUGAUGUUUUCGAAGGGUACUUGCCUUUGCCCAUACGAAUCCAUAGGGCAACUUUACCAUUCCAUACCACCAUCAUUGUGAUUGGGGGGUUAUAUUACAUAACUGAUAAUUUUCAUCGGUUGAGUUUUCUCGACAUGGGACAUAUGAUUAUAACUACGUUUUUGGCAAUGGUUACUGCUCUUAGAAGUAUUCUACCAAACUUGCAGACAUACAAUUCAUUGCUGUGUAAAUUCCUACACGAAUUUCAUUUGAUGCACCACGCUUAUAAAGGCGACUAUUUUGAAGAGAUGAACAAAACUGUUGACAAGAUCUCAUCUUAUUACACAAAGUUUAGCACAAUAAUAAUGUACUUAGGAAUGUUGUUGUUCAAUAUCACUCCAACGUACAACAACAUAAGACAUACCUUGAUAUCUAAGACUGAAAAUUAUUCCAUGGAAUAUUCUGUAUAUUUUAGUUACCCUGGAUUCAACCCGCUCGACUACUUUGCAAGUACUACCAUUUAUAAUUGCUACUUAUCAUACAACUGCUCAACAUUGUUGUGUGGGUUUGAUUUGUUAUUGUUUUUGAUGAUAUUUCAAAUAAUUGGGCACGUGUACAUUCUGAGACACAAUCUCGAGAAUUUUCAGUCGCCUAAGAAUAAAAUUACUCUCAAUGUACGGGGAGAUGCAUUGAGUACAAAUAACACGUGCACUUUUGAAGUAUUUGACGCACAAGAAAAUCAAGAAGUGCGCCUUCAACUGGCGGAGUGCAUAGAACACCACAAAAUAAUAAUUGGAUUUACAGAUGACCUGUCAGGUGUAUUUGGACCUAUAUUAGCCUUCAAUUACUUCUUUCAUAUGAUUGCCUGUUGUUUGUUGUUACUGGAAUGUACAGAAGGAAGUUAUGAUGCAGUACUACGUUACGGACCUUUGACUAUGAUCGUUUUUGGUCAGCUCAUACAGAUGUCAGUUAUGUUCGAGUUGCUGGGUUCAGAGACGGAAAAACUGAAGGACUCCGUGUACUGUCUGCCAUGGGAGGCCAUGAACACCAGCAACCAGCGAACUGCUUUCAUAAUGCUGCACAAAAUGCAGUACAAAAUCAGUCUCAAGGCAUUAGGACUGGCAGCAGUUGGCGUGAACACCAUGGUGGGGAUAUUAAAGACUACGUUUUCAUAUUAUGCAUUUUUACAAACAAUGGGAGAUAGAUAA
Ostrinia nubilalis (European corn borer) is the source of this 1256-nucleotide messenger RNA. RefSeq lists its product as uncharacterized. NCBI's taxonomy places the organism in Eukaryota, Metazoa, Arthropoda, Insecta, Lepidoptera, Crambidae. Bases 204 to 1256 code for a protein of 350 amino acids. The record is from RefSeq and is a predicted model, not a curated record. The transcript has 7 exons. Gene Ontology annotation, molecular function: olfactory receptor activity; odorant binding. Gene Ontology annotation, cellular component: plasma membrane. Gene Ontology annotation, biological process: sensory perception of smell; detection of chemical stimulus involved in sensory perception of smell.